Molecule: messenger RNA, 2664 nt
Organism: Cannabis sativa
Lineage: Eukaryota; Viridiplantae; Streptophyta; Magnoliopsida; Rosales; Cannabaceae
Exons: 12
Coding region: 1-2664 (887 amino acids)
Biological process (GO): proteolysis
Molecular function (GO): cysteine-type peptidase activity
Source: RefSeq, a predicted model, not a curated record
AUGGCUUUGUACUCUGUUCAUCAUGAAUUAAGAGGUUCAUCAUACAUGGCUGGGAAACGCAAAAGGAAAGGGGGAAAUGAACCCGUAAAGAAGGAUGUCACCCCCGAGCCGAACGAUAAUGCGGUUGCUUGGAGAAAUUUCUUCAAUGCGAACUACAAAGCCCUUCGAGCAGCUGAGAAGGGAUUAACUGAGAAAGAGGCUACCGACAAAUUAAAAGUGCAAUAUAAAGGUUUCACCGACGAGGAGAAGUCUGAGUGGAGAAGCUAUGACCCUAACCCUAAUCCCGCUAAGAAGGCGGUGCAAACAAGGGGGAGGAAACCAAAGGCAGCUGAUGCCAAGGGGAAGAAAGUGGAGGUGGAUGAGGAAGAGGGUGCUCCUGAAAGUGAAGAAGCAUCUGUGUACGGUCGAUGCUCCUUCAACCGUUUAAUGAGGAUUUGCAAGAACCUGAACCUGGAGCAGAAAGAUGUGAUCCAAAAUGCUGGAUUUGGAUCAUUCAUCAGAGAGGAUGCACCAUACGUUGACACCCGACUAGUGAGUUGGUUAAUCAAACAUGUUGACCCAACCACUAGCAUACUGGAUUUGUAUGGGAGGAAAAUUCACUUAUCUGCCGCGAUGUUCGGAGAUGUUAUGGGGGUGGACGACGGAGGGGAUCCUGUAGUCACCGAGGGUGAUAGUGACACUCGAUAUCUGGAGGAGAUAUUGAACGUUGUCGAGUACACCGUGUCCUUGACAAUGUUGGAGAAAUCUUUGUUGGAGUGCGUUGAGGCAGACAGCCUAUUUCUGAUUAAAUUUUCUUUGGUGGUCAUAGGGACAGUCCUUGCGCCGAAAACGGGGGUCGAUAUCACUUCGGGGUACUUGCACUCCCUUAGGGUUACCAGGGACAUUCGCCACAAGAACUGGGCGACUGCGGGGUUCAGGUAUCUGAUGAACUCAAUUUUCAGAUUCCGAAAUAAGGCGACGAAGAAUGUAUCUGGCUGCACCUUAUUCCUCCAGUCGAAUGUAUUACUAAUACAUUGUUUGUUUGUGACAGUUGGUGUACUUGACUCACGUGGAGUGGAACUUUGGAUAUGUCGACCGAACAAUGCUCCUGUUGAUUUUUGGGGUAGUAAACAAUGUAAGUCCGCUUACAAAUUUGUGAAAGACAAUGGGGGUCCCAACAGCGACAAGAUAACGCUCACUUCGAAUCCCGUAAUACUGCCCAACUACUACUCCGACUCGGAAGGAAGAAAGAGCAGUGACCACUUUGUCAGCUCUAUCAACGAGUUGAAGGAGUACUUCUCCAAUGAGUUAAAGUCUCAGUUGAGAUCAUUUUCUUUGAAAUUUAUGGACAAAGGAGAAGGUGUAGGUGGUAUUGACCGAGAGUUGGAGGAGGAUGCUGCUGCGGAAACGGGGAAGAAGGCGGAGUGCAGCCAGGCCGUGGAGGAGUCCCCGUUGAAGUCCCCUGUCCGUUCGAAGACUAAUGUUGUUGGUCUAUCCGACGAAAAUGUGGUGGAUUCUGUAAGUACGCCUUCACUAUCUGUUACAAAAUCUGUUGAAGAUGAAGGUGCUGCACAUAAGACCUUCGACGAUGAGGACUUUGAUAUAGUCGAAGUGGCAUCUUUCUGGAAUAAAGGCAAAGCCCUCGUCAAAUCAAAGAAGACACAGUCGGAGAAUGUGCCUUUAAUUGAGGAUGACUUCAACGAUAAGGCGUACGAGCAAUUCAUUGAGUCGGGCAGAACUGUUGUCGGGCCUUUCAAGACGAAGGAAGCGAUCCCCCGUAACCAAUAUGGGUUUUACAAGUUUAUUUUUAGCAACACGUUAGAUCCGGGAUAUGUGCUUGCGAAAUUUCGAAAGUUUGAAGUGGAUAGGAGGUGCAUGGCAUCGUUGCGACCGUUGCGAGAAGUUGAGGGAUCCAUCAUUGACUGUUUUUCUAUACUAAUGAACAAGUACGAACGUGAUAGUCGAUUACCUGACCAACCUCGUGUUUGGUACAUGCCCACUCGCAUCUCGCAAAAAACUCUCGGUUCGUUUAAUGUGAAGAGGAUUGCGAAAGACCGGGAGUGGUCAAAACUGUUUUACGAAGACAACUUGGAAAAAUGCGUCAAGAUGUUUGUGCCGGUGUUGACUCUAGAAGGUGCACCACAUUGGUUUGGUGCCGAAGUAAAUAUGAAGUCCAAGGUUGUCUCAUUUAUGGACUCCCUACACACCGCAAUGAAUGAGAAGUAUCGUGUGGAGGCUACGAAAGAAAUGUUGUCGACGUUGGACCUUUUGUUUGAGGAGAAUAGGACGAAGAAUGUGACUUUCGUGGAUUUCAGAAUUGACAGGAAAGAUCGCGGGCUUCCUCAACAAGACAAUGACCGAGAUUGCGGUGUAUACGUCAUGAAGUACAUGGACGCUGUGGCCAAUGAGGAAGAAGUAGUUGAUGAGUUUCACCCGGUUGAGGCACGUUUGGAAAUCGCUGCGAGGAUCAUAACUGAUGAACAAAAUGAAAUUCGUACCAAAGUGGUUGAAGAUCGUAGGGCUGCACAAGGCAGCUCAUUUGCAUCAUCCUCGGCCCCUUUGCGUAGUCCGUCAAAGUCUCCACGCGAUCCUCAGUUCAGUACAGCGAAGUCUCGCAAUGCAAACAUGUUUCCCCCGUCAAGAGCCUCCCCUAGGCUUCAGUCUACCAAGACUAAGAUUUCAUAA